Phytomonas sp. Hart1 is the source of this 1536-nucleotide messenger RNA. The record is from the annotation of a GenBank genome assembly. NCBI's taxonomy places the organism in Eukaryota, Euglenozoa, Kinetoplastea, Trypanosomatida, Trypanosomatidae.
AUGACUUAUCAUGAUCCACACGAGGAGGAUCUGAUAUACGAUAUUAAGGAAAAAACAUCCGUGAGUACCUUUGUUGAACUUCGGCGUGAGUGUUCACCCGACGAGUAUUUUAAUAUCUGUCAUAGGCUGUCUAGUACGGAGGGAAUCCUUUUUGACAGUCUGCGCUCCAUUCUCUGGAAGGAUAUGGUGCUGGGGUUAGAGGCGACCCCUACCGUUCCUUAUUUGGCCGAUACCCUUAUUUCUCAUACCAAGCUGGAGAAUAAGGAUCAUCACAUUAGUCUUCAUAACCCUGCCCAUGCUUGCAAUUCUUCCCGCCAAAGCGAUAGGUCGAAUGAGCGUUCUGUUGGCUCCGCAGGUUGUAGAAAGGGCGUGUUAGUUAAGCCCUCAGCGAGGUCUAUAUCAAUGCCAUCUAUAUCUGCAGUUCCACGAGGCGAAAGGUACUCCACCUUACGGCGGCGCUCAAACUCGGAGAUUGUAAAAUCCCCAAAGACCGUUAGGAAUGGCUCCACUUCUCUUUAUCCCGCGAAUGACGACAAAAUGACAUUGCCUUUUUCCCACUUUCCGUCAAACUGCCAAAUCCGGGUUCUAGAGGCCGACAUCCAGCGUUCAUUGUGGUUAUUUUAUCCACAAGAGGAAGAGCGCAAUCGAAUGCGAAGCAACUUGAAAAAAAUUAUACUGCGAGUCCUUGCAAACAACCCUGAUCGAUAUUACUACCAGGGAUUGCAUGAAUUAAUCGGCUUUGUGAUGUAUGUUCUGUCUCCGAUCCUCAGUUCUGAGGAAUUGGUAUCAAUUUGCGAGGGUAUGCUGCGAACUCGAUGGUGCACUUUUAGCGAAAAAAAACUUCAACAUUCCGAGGCACUUCUUUACGCAAUGCACGCUGUGAUUGCGGAAAAGGCGCCAUCGCUGGCGAUGGCUCUGGAGAAGUGCGGCGUGGGGCCGGAAUCCCACUACGCCGUCUCGUGGAUUAUCACGUGGUAUGUGCACUCUCUGAGGGAUCUGAAGGUUCUGGCCCGGCUGUUUGAUUACUUUAUUACGGACGAGGACGGUAUGGCGGUGAUUUUCUUCACCUCGGCGUUUGUGAUCAGCCAGCAGGGGCGCAUACUCAACUGGAUCGACGAGGCAUCUGCCGAGAUGCUCUCCAGCGGAUUCGACGAGACCGAUGACAUUACUGCGAUGGCAAAAAUCUAUUCCCAAAUGACAAAAAUGCCUUCUGAAGUUCUUGAUUUCAUGAGUAUUGAUGAACUCAACAAAUUAAUUAAACAGGCAACACAACUGAGGACGAAUUUUCUAAAUGCAAUGCACCGUGAACGGGAUAACUUUAUCAAUGGGAAGGUCCGGAAGUUAGGCUUCUUGGCCAAUCAGCGCACCCGAAAUGCGGCCUUGAGGCUGUUAUGGUAUCUACUUCCGCGUGAGUGGCGCAACCCUGUGAUAAAACGAAGCCUUUUUCAAGUGAUGCUCGUGGCAGGGAUCGUGGUGUUUAUGACGACAGCCCUAUUUUGUAGAUCUAGACUAAUUGAGUCUACCAUCCCUCUGUAA